GCGUACCACCGGGACGUCACUGUGCAGAAGUAUGGGGGGAGAGUGCCAUACCACCGCAGGCCAACGUUGGCUGUUGAAUACAAACAGAUUGCAGGGUUUUUAAGGAGUCAAGUGUUCUCCACAGCUCCAUCUUUCAUGCAUCAAGUAAUUGAAUAUAAUGAAACCAGUUUAGCAGCCAUGACAACGGCUCCCCGUGGUUUCCAGUCUGGAGAUCGGGCCACCUGGUUUGUUCUGUUUCAGAAUGUGAGCGGGUUCUUCCUGCACCCUGUGGGGCUGGAGGUGCUGGUGGACCACAGCAGCCUGGACAUCUCCCAGUGGGUGGUGAGCAGAGUCUUCUACAACGGGCAGUACUACAGGGACAUGGUGCAGCUGGAGAGCGCCUACGUGCAGGGUCGCAUCAGUGUGGAGAAGGUGAAGAAAGCCCCACGGGACGGGGACUUCUCAUCCAUGAAGCCGCGAGCCCCUCCUGCCGCGAUGUUCCCUUUGCAGUAUGAGCCCCAGGGUCCCCGCUACAGCGUCAGGAACAACCAUGUUGUCUUCCAGGCCUGGAGCUUUGCCUUUGGGAUGAGUGUGAACACGGGCAUGCGCCUGUUUGACGUCAGAUAUCAGGGGGAGAGGGUUGUCUAUGAGAUCAGCGUUCAAGAGGCCUUGUCAGUGUAUGGCUCCAACUGUCCUGGAGGGAUGUCAACAAGGUACAUGGAUGGGAGUUUUGGCAUUGGGCGCUUCACCUCUCCUUUAGUGCGUGGUGUUGACUGCCCCUAUUCAGCAACUUACAUGGAUGUGUACUACCUUGCUCAGUCGCAGGUCUCCAGAACUACUAAAAACGCCCUCUGCGUUUUUGAGCAUAACCUGGGCUCCCCUCUGAGGCGCCACUACUCCAACUUGCAGUCCUUCUACUAUGGGGGACUAGUCAACUCUGCUCUGAUUGUUCGAUCCAUUGCAACUCUGGGCAACUACGACUAUGUGUGGGACUUCAUCUUCUACCAGAAUGGGGCCAUUGAAGCCAAAGUCCAGGCCACGGGGUACGUGAGCUCGUCCUUCCUCCACGGGGAUGGUCUGAGAUACGGCAAUAGGGUUUGGGAGCACACGCUGGGCACGAUACACACCCAUUCCAUCAACUAUAAAGUGGACUUGGAUGUGGGAG
Molecule: messenger RNA, 1144 nt
Organism: Struthio camelus australis
Lineage: Eukaryota; Metazoa; Chordata; Aves; Struthioniformes; Struthionidae
Source: RefSeq, a predicted model, not a curated record